AUACGUGUCCCUCGGCUCUUCUUCUUUCCAUCCUGCCUGAGACUUUACGCCACUCUAUUCCAUAGAAUUACCCAUUAGAAUAUUUUCCCAGAAAACACUCGUUGUAUGGUUGAUCUCAAAUUAGCCUCUGGUAUCAAGUUGGGUUGAUUUGAGACUGUUUUCGACUCCUUCUGUUUGGAAGCCACUGGGAUGAAGCAGAACCAGAAUGCAGAAACCCAGAUAGAUACCGAGUUAUUUCAUUACCGAAUAAAACAUACCGACUUUGGUCUUAAACAAGUGGCAAGUUAUCCAAGGGAUCAAUCAUUACUCAUAACUUGCAGCUAGGCAGAGCUGUUAAGGCAUCUUCAUAAAUACAAUGAGUCUCUUGUUCAGUCCAAGGGUGGAAUGCUUAGAGGGAGAGCUGAAAAAGGAUCCAGGAUUCAUGGACUCGCUUAUGCAUAACCCAUUGCAUUUGCAGCAGCUGAAUUCCCCAUUAAUACAAUAUCGGUCUGCUCCAAGCUCUUUCUUCGAGUGUUUGGUCAAUGGCAGUGGUUGUGACAUCAAAUGUGAGGAUUACAGCUAUCUUUGUCCUAUGAGCCCUGAAAUGGAUGAUACCAUUGUCGAACUCAUGUCCAUUGAUGGUUUUGAAUCUAAUGAUAUGCAAGAGGAUGGCCAGAGAUCGGUAAAGCAAGAGUGGGAAGUUGUUUUCAGGAAUACUAUAACUCAGGCCAUGGAUGGUUCUUCACCAGUGCACUGCGAUCUGGAUCAUGAAAUUUCAGCAAAUUCUAAUGGAUUUGUGAGCUUCUUUGAUGAAGCAAAUUCCAUGGUUUUGCAGAGUAAUGCCCCAGCAGAAUUGGGUGGCGGAAAUCGCUCCAGUCUUUUCAGGCAGAGUAGCUCCCCUGCUGGUUUCACUUCGAACAUUGCUGUCGAAAUUGGCUUUGGUGCUAGAGGAGAUGCUCAGAAUCUUGAAACACGUAAAGGAGAUGGUUCUUUUUGUAGCAAAUCCAAAUCAAAAGAUCAAACAGAUUUGAGGUCCACAUCAAUUUCAACCUCGAGGCAUAUGUCUCAGAUUGCUGAAAUGGAGAAUGAGAACAAACUAGAUUGUAUCAGAAAAUCCUGGAAAAAUACCACAUUCAACGGCCUGAAGAGAGUCAGAGAGGAGGAUGCAAACUUGUCUUCCAGCAUAUACACUCUGGAAAAUCAGGAUGACGUGACCCGAAACAGGACGCAUGGGUUGACUCACCAUUUGAGCUUGCCCAAGACUUCGGCUGAAAUGGCUGCUGUGGCAAAUAUUUUGCAUCAUCAAGAUUCUGUUCCUUGUAAAAUUCGUGCAAAACGAGGUUGUGCCACCCACCCAAGAAGCAUAGCUGAGAGAGUGAGAAGAGGGCGCAUCAGUGAAAGAAUGAGAAAAUUGCAAGAUCGUUUCCCAAACUUUGACAAGCAAACGAGCACAGCAGAUAUGCUGGAUAUGGCAGUUGUGUACAUUAAAGACCUUCAGGAACAGGUCAAGUUGCUUAAUGAAAGAAAGGCGAAGUGCAUGUGUUCAAGUAAAUAAUACUAAGAACGCUCUUCUGGUACUUUUCUGCCCGUUCUGCUUCUCCAAAUUACCAAAUGGGAAACCUCUCACUCUCGGCUCCACAUGCUCCAAAUUCACUUUGUGAAAGUGGCAAACACAAUCAAUUGGUGCAUUAACAUGAAUCUACUAGAGCUGAAGUUCUUCCAAUUGAAGAGGCAUGUUUCAGAGAUUGUGCCAGACAUGUGGGUGCAGGCAGGAGGACAAGGUGGCUGCGCAAACUUGGCUUCAAAAUUUUUGAAUGUACGCUUUUCGAGAGCACUUUGCCUUGUAUCAUAAUUGACGACGAAUGGAAAGUAAUUGCUUUCACUGGAAACGUUGUCUGGUGGAAUGAAUCGUAGGAGUUAUUCCAUUUAAAUGAGUUGGUAGGAGUGACGGUAGUAGCAGUCUUAACAACUUCAGCUCUUAAUUUACAGCAAUAGGAUGACCUCCCACAUUUAUCAUCUGACACUGUAUAAGCCAUGCCAAUUAGCUUUUGUAUACAACAAGCGCAAGUACUCGAUUUUCUAUUAUAUCUGGCACAAUUGAUUAUAA
Molecule: messenger RNA, 2086 nt
Organism: Syzygium oleosum
Lineage: Eukaryota; Viridiplantae; Streptophyta; Magnoliopsida; Myrtales; Myrtaceae
Product: transcription factor bHLH130-like
Exons: 8
Coding region: 356-1534 (392 amino acids)
Biological process (GO): regulation of transcription by RNA polymerase II
Cellular component (GO): nucleus
Molecular function (GO): protein dimerization activity; DNA-binding transcription factor activity, RNA polymerase II-specific; RNA polymerase II cis-regulatory region sequence-specific DNA binding
Source: RefSeq, a predicted model, not a curated record